Molecule: messenger RNA, 1767 nt
Organism: Colletotrichum destructivum
Lineage: Eukaryota; Fungi; Ascomycota; Sordariomycetes; Glomerellales; Glomerellaceae
Product: Putative cytochrome P450
Exons: 4
Coding region: 1-1623 (540 amino acids)
Molecular function (GO): heme binding; monooxygenase activity; oxidoreductase activity, acting on paired donors, with incorporation or reduction of molecular oxygen
Source: RefSeq, a predicted model, not a curated record
AUGCCAGGCCAGUUUCACGCUUUCGUUUAUUCCAUCCUGGCGCUGCUGGCGGUGGGCUGCAUCCAGACGCUCCGACAAUGGCGAUGGAAAAGAUUCCAGCAGUUCUCUCAUGUUCCCCAAGCUGGGAAACCCUCGUUCUUGCGGGGACACAGGAAGGUCCUUGAUAGUCUCUUCCGCAAAGGUGAUCCGCGGAGACAUGUUGACCAAGUCAUGAUCGAUACGUGCAAAGAUAUUGGCAACCCCCCUGUGUUGCUUUUUGAUCUCCGGCCGAUGAUUCCUCCAAUGCUAAUGAUAUUCGACUGGGAGGUGGCCGAGCAAAUCACAAAGUCCUCCCCGACGUGGAAUAGCAGCUGUCCCAAGUCGCCGACCAUGCGGCCGAUAUAUCACCUGACGGGAAAGCGAUCAAUUUUAGUCUCUAAUGGCGAAGAAUGGAGGCAACAAAGGCGGAAGCUCAAUCCCGGAUUCGCUCCUCAACACUUGAUGACACUCUUGCCAACGAUACUUGACAAGACCAUGGUCUUCCUCCAACGUCUUGAUGGCUUUUGUGAGACUGGCGAAGAAUUCCGCAUGGACGAGAUUUGCGGAGCACUCACAUUCGACAUCAUCGGUGCCGUUUCCAUGGGAUUGGAAUUGAAAGCACAGGUUCCAGGCCAGCAUCAUGAGAUCGUGCCUGCUUUCCAACGGCUCCUGGGAGAAUACGUCAACUACAGACGCCGAAACAUACCGUUUCUGAACUGGAGUAACGAGCGACGUCGCCGCCAGUACGGGAGCGAGCUGGACAGGCUGGUGAAAGACAUCAUUCGGGAAAGCUACGGUCGGAUCAUCUCCAACAAAGCGAGAUCUCGCGACGUGCUCGCUCUCAGUCUAGAGGGAACCGAAGAGCUCACCCCGGAGCUCCUACAGGUGACGAGCGACAACUUACGUUCGUUUCUGUUCGCCGGCCACGACACGACCAGCAUUCUCUUGCAAUGGGCCAUCUACGAACUGUCAAGGUCUCCGCGACAACUCCAGUCUCUCUGCGCAGAGCUCGAGGAACUGCUGGGCAGCGACACGGAUCCCGCCGCGACGAGGGAGAAGCUUCUUCGUCAGCCGGACAUUUUGAACCAGAUGCCAUACACUGCAGCCGUGAUCAAGGAAACACUGCGUCUGUACCCGCCGGCGGGCUCGGUGCGCAUGUCUCCUCCGGGAACCGGCUUUCAGCUGAGACUCCCCAACGGAGAGUACGUGGCGGCCGAUGGGGUCUCCAUGAUGAUCUCCCCGGGUCAGCUACAGAGGGAUCCGUCCGUUUACGGGGAGACGGCACACGAUUUCCUGCCCGAGAGGUGGCUCAACGACGCAUCCAGCAUACCGGCCGGUGCCUGGAGGCCUUUCGAGAGGGGCCCGAGGGGCUGCAUCGGGCAGGAACUUACGAACAUUGAAGCCAAAAUCAUUCUGGUGUGCGUGGCGCGUCGGUACAGCUUCGUCAAAGUUGGGCUUGGAGAGCUGGAGUUGGAUGAGAAGGGGAGUCCGAUAACGGACGAACGAGGGUACUUCAAGACCAAGUCCACUCUUUUCAAUAGCACUCAGAUCAUCGCCAAACCUGUGGACCGCACAGUGAUGAAAGUUAGGUUCAGGCAGUGUUAGAACUGUAUAUGCAGCGAACUUCCACCAUUUUUUAGGCAUCAGAAAGCCGUCCACGACGGCUUUUUACUCGCACCGUUGGUUUUCUUUCGAGAAAGGUAUCAAUAAACGGGCAAUUUAUCAAGUGGCAUAGCAUAUUAGGGCUAC